GUCGCCGUGGAUAUUUAUAUUAUUCUUUUUCAUCCCAUCGCACCCCAUUCAGUCAGUCGCCUGCAGCCGUAAUCCACCUCGAUCGGCAUUCUUCCGUUUGCGUUGUACGUUAUUCUUCCAAUUGUCCAGAUCCGACCCGAUCCGGAUCCGGAUCCGGAAUCCGAUAUUGUAUGGCGGCGUCGCGUCGUCUCCGGGAGCUCCAAUCGCAAUCGGGGAACAAGAUCUGCGUCGACUGCACCCAGAAAAACCCCCAAUGGGCAUCCGUAUCAUACGGCAUCUUCAUGUGCCUCGAAUGCUCCGGCAAACACCGCGGCCUCGGUGUCCACAUCUCCUUCGUCCGAUCCGUAACCAUGGAUUCAUGGUCCGAGAUCCAGCUUAAGAAGAUGGAGAACGGAGGCAAUGAAAAAUUCAAUAAUUUCAUCUCUCACUACGGAAUCCCCAAGGAAACCGACAUCGUCGCCAAGUACAACACGAACGCCGCCUCCGUUUAUCGCGAUCGCGUACAGGCGCUUUCGGAGGGCAAACCCUGGCGCGAUCCGCCGGUGGUGAAAGAAGCCUCGAAGAAGCCGAAUAGCAGCGUUGAAAGCAGUUACAAUAGUCGCGGUAGUAAGCCGCCCUUGAGUGGCAGGAAUGGUAAUUCUGGGAAUGAUUCGGGGUGGGAUAGUUGGGAUAGUUUCGAAGAUGGAGGGAAUAGUGGGGGUAACAAUAUUAGGAGGAAUAAUUCGGCCGGAGAUUUUAGGAGCUCCGGUAGUGGCGGCGGUGUGCCGUCACGGUCAAAGUCAACGCAGGAUAUUUAUUCACGGGCGCAGUUGGAGUCAUCUGCAGCUAAUAAGGAAGAUUUCUUCGCUAGGAAGAUGGCUGAAAAUGAUUCCAGGCCAGAUGGUGUUCCUCCUUCGCAAGGUGGGAAGUAUGUUGGAUUUGGAUCGAGUCCGGGACCAGCAGCCCCGAGGAAGAACAAUGCUGAUGGAGAUGUUCUUUCAGUUGUUAGUCAGGGAUUUGGUAUGUUGUCAUUGGCAGCUGCAUCUGCUGCAAAUGUUGUUCAAGCUGGAACGAAGGAGAUCACGUCUAAGGUAAGAGAGGGGGGCUAUGAGGAAACAGUCAGUGUUGUAACUGCAAAGACAUCAGAGAUAGGGCAGAAGACAUGGGGGCUUAUGAAAGGGGUAAUGGCUUUGGCCUCCCAGAAAGUGGAGGAGUUCACAAAAGAAGGCUCUGGCCCACAACGGAACGAAAACGACAGCACCGGAUAUUAUCAAGAAUUCGGACACGACUCGAAAGGAUGGAAUUCUUCAACUGGAGCACAAUCCUCAUCCACUCGUCAGUUUAACUCUGUUAGCUCUAGUGCGUGGGAUGAUUGGGAUGUCAAAGACAGCAGAAAAGAAGAUUCGUCGAAGGGGGCCCCAGCCCCCCCCUCAAAAGGGGAUGAAAGCUGGACAGGCUGGGAUGAUGGUAAAGACGAUGGGUAUGAUAGUUUCUAUCAUAGUGCACCUGAUAAGAACUCGGUUGGUUAUAAUGGAAAAUCGGAUGACAGCAAGUGGACUGGGGGUGGGUUUCUUUGAGGUAAGUACUCAUAUCUCAUUCUUGAUGCUGCAUCUUUUUUUUUUUUUUUUUUUUUUUAAACUUUUUCUUCCUUUACAUUUUUGCUUCGGAUAAAACCCAACACAAUACGAUGAUGGGUUUGUGUGACAUAGGGUCUAUAAAUGUAAAAUAUCGUGUACUGGACCUGCGAAAUACCGAUCGAACGAUAGGGAUUGCUUGUUUGUGUUGUACUGACCUUUGCUUUUCCCAUUUCAAAUUUUAAUUUAGACUGC
Molecule: messenger RNA, 1808 nt
Organism: Erythranthe guttata (spotted monkey flower)
Lineage: Eukaryota; Viridiplantae; Streptophyta; Magnoliopsida; Lamiales; Phrymaceae
Product: putative ADP-ribosylation factor GTPase-activating protein AGD6
Biological process (GO): vesicle-mediated transport
Molecular function (GO): GTPase activator activity
Source: RefSeq, a predicted model, not a curated record